CCGGCCGCUCUAGCCCCGCGUCUCGCUGGUUCCGGCGGCCGAAGAUGCUGGCGCGCGUGGCGCGGGGCCCGGGGCUCCUCGCGCUGCAGGGCCCCGGACCGUGGCGGGGUCCCCGGCGCCGCUGCCUGGCGGGGCUGCCCCGCAACACCGUGCUGCUCUUCGUGCCCCAGCAGGAGGCCUGGGUGGUGGAACGGAUGGGCCGAUUCCACCGCAUCCUCGAGCCGGGCUUGAACGUCCUCAUCCCCGUGCUGGACCGCAUUCGCUACGUGCAGAGCCUCAAGGAGAUAGUCAUCAACGUGCCCGAGCAGUCGGCGGUGACCCUGGAUAACGUGACCCUGCAGAUCGACGGCGUCCUGUACCUGCGCAUCAUGGAUCCCUAUAAGGCGAGCUACGGGGUGGAAGACCCCGAGUACGCCGUCACGCAGCUGGCCCAGACCACCAUGAGGUCGGAGCUCGGCAAGCUGUCUCUGGACAAAGUCUUCCGGGAGCGCGAGUCACUCAACGCCAACAUCGUGGACGCCAUUAACCAGGCCUCGGACUGCUGGGGCAUCCGUUGCCUCCGUUACGAGAUCAAGGACAUCCACGUGCCCCCUCGGGUCAAGGAGUCGAUGCAGAUGCAGGUGGAAGCGGAACGGAGGAAGCGGGCCACGGUGCUGGAGUCGGAAGGGACCCGCGAGUCGGCCAUCAACGUGGCCGAGGGGAAGAAGCAAGCCCAGAUUCUGGCCUCCGAGGCGGAGAAGGCCGAGCGGAUCAACCAGGCGGCCGGAGAGGCCAACGCGGUGCUGGCUAAGGCCAAGGCCAAGGCCGAAGCCAUCCGGAUCCUGGCGGCCGCCCUGGCGCAACACAACGGGGACGCGGCGGCCUCGCUGACGGUGGCGGAGCAGUACGUCGGCGCGUUCUCCAAGCUGGCCAAGGACUCGAACACCGUCCUGCUGCCGUCCAGCCCCGGCGACGUCUCCGCCAUGGUGGCUCAGGCGAUGGGCGUCUACGGCGCCCUCACCAAGCCCACCUCCCCGGCGGCCCGGGACCCGCCGUCCGAGCCCGCCCCGGCGGGCCCUCCCCGGCGGGAGACCGGCGUAUAGCCCGGGGGCCCGGCGAGCGCCCGGCCCACGGCCCCGGAGACCAUCCGGCACGGAGAGCGGGACCCGGCGGAGCUCCCCGGGGAGGGCCGGCCCGCCCGCCGGGACCUGGGAGGAGGAGGAGGAGGAGGAGGAGGAGGAGGAGAGGCGGCCCCCGGCCCCGACCCGGUUUUUAUUUUUUUAUCUGAACUCUGACCGUGUAAUAAAUGGCCGGUGGGACGACCGCAGAUCCAAGGGCCUCGGGAUGGGCCGGGGAGGGGGACGGGAUGGUCCCGGGCGGGAGACUCUCCCUCGGGCCCGGGGGCGAAGCGAGACCUCCCCCGCUCCCUCCAGGCGAGCUCGUCCCGCCCCGUCCUCGACACCCCCACGCCUCCCGGAGCCCGAGAGAUGCGGACCCCCUCUCUGGACCCCACCACGCCCCCCGGCGGACGCCCCGUCUCCCUCCUCCCGUUCCCCUCCAAACCCUUGGGCCGGCGGAGACGCGCCCGCCGCUGCCUCCGUCGAGUCGGACGCGCCGUACUCUUCUCAGUUCUCCUUCGACGCCGCGGAGGAGUCCUCUCUCCUGGGAUCCCUAGCCGGUCUUUCUACCGAGACGGUUCCCUCCUGCCUCCGCAACCCGUCCUGUCCACCGUCUUGCCCCGCAUCGUGCCCUGCCCCCCACCCGCUAGCCGGGCUUGCCCCUCCGGGCUCCGUUCCGGGCCCCCUCGGGGCUCACGGGCUCGAUCCUCGUCUCGCCGAUGGGGGAGACCGAGGCACGGAGACCCGGAGCGACUCGCUCGCGGUCCCACGGCGGACGGGGGGGCGGCGCCGCGAUUGGGACCCGGGUCCUCCCACGGCCGGGCCCUUUCCGCCAGGCCGCGCGACCUGGCCGGGACGGGAGAGUCACCGGAGUUAGAGAGCCCCAUUCCGGGGCCGCGGGGGGCCGACGCGGGGCAGACGGGUGCCGAAAUAAAUCACGGAGGGAGA
Molecule: messenger RNA, 2045 nt
Organism: Ornithorhynchus anatinus (platypus)
Lineage: Eukaryota; Metazoa; Chordata; Mammalia; Monotremata; Ornithorhynchidae
Gene: STOML2
Product: stomatin like 2
Exons: 10
Coding region: 45-1082 (345 amino acids)
Cellular component (GO): membrane
Source: RefSeq, a predicted model, not a curated record